Molecule: messenger RNA, 1014 nt
Organism: Orcinus orca (killer whale)
Lineage: Eukaryota; Metazoa; Chordata; Mammalia; Artiodactyla; Delphinidae
Product: olfactory receptor 13F1
Biological process (GO): G protein-coupled receptor signaling pathway
Cellular component (GO): membrane
Molecular function (GO): olfactory receptor activity; G protein-coupled receptor activity
Source: RefSeq, a predicted model, not a curated record
AUGUUCCAGGCAAAUUUGAAAUCUGUAACAAUUUUUUUCUUCCUGGGAUUUUCCUACUACCCCAAAGCUGAGGUCAUCAUAUUUGUGCUGUGCUUGCUGAUGUACCUGAUCACCUUGCUGGGUAAUAUAAUUCUGAUUUCCAUCACCAUCCUGGAUUCCAGCCUAUACACACCCAUGUACUUCUUCCUCAGCAACCUCUCUUUGUUAGAUGUCUGGUACACCUCUUCUGCUUUCCCUCCAAUGCUGAUAAACUUUGUUUCAGGGAAAAACACUACCUCAUUCUCAGGGUGUGCCACUCAGAUGUACUUCUCUCUUGCCAUGCGCUCCACUGAGUGUGUGCUCCCGUCCAUGAUGGCAUAUGAUGGAUAUGUGGCCAUCUGCAACCCCCUGAGAUACCCCAUCAUCAUGAACAAGAGGAUUUGUGUGCAGAUUGCAGCUGGUUCCUGGGUGACAGGCUGCUUCACUGCCCUGGUGGAACCAGUGUCUGUAUUGCAGCUGUCUCUGUGUGGUAGCAGUGAUCAUUUUGCUUGUGAAAUUCUGGCUGUCUUAAAACUUGUUUGUGUGGACACCUCCAUGGUGCAAUUAAUCAUGCUGGUGAUCACCGUACUUCUUGUUCCUAUGCUGAUGCUUUUAAUUUGUAUCUCUUAUGCUUUCAUCCUCUCCAACAUCUUGAGAAUCAGCUCAGUGGAUGGUCAAAGAAAAGCCUUUUCAACAUGUGCAGCCCAUCUGACUGUGGUGGUUUUGUUCCAUGGGACAGCUCUCUCCAUGUACCUGAAGCCCUCAUCUGUAGAUUCACAGGAAAUAGAUAAAUUUAUGACUUUGGUAUAUGGUGCGUUAACCCCCAUGUUGAAUCCUAUCAUCUAUAGUCUACGAAACAAAGAGGUGAAAGCAGCUUUGAAAAACUUGCUGUUUAGAAAUUCUUUGGUAAUGUUUUAAUUUCUAUCUUCAUAUAAUAUGGGAGCAAGCACAUUCAUCUGGAUAAUCUCCAACAUUAGCCAGAAAAUUGCAAAGUCA